Messenger RNA from Teleopsis dalmanni, 866 nucleotides. It is a transcript of the gene SmB, whose product is annotated as small nuclear ribonucleoprotein-associated protein B. Gene Ontology annotation, biological process: mRNA splicing, via spliceosome. Gene Ontology annotation, molecular function: RNA binding. The coding region runs from base 127 to 681 and encodes 184 amino acids. NCBI's taxonomy places the organism in Eukaryota, Metazoa, Arthropoda, Insecta, Diptera, Diopsidae. Gene Ontology annotation, cellular component: U2 snRNP; U4 snRNP; U1 snRNP. The record is from RefSeq and is a predicted model, not a curated record. The transcript has 3 exons.
GAUUGCAAUUGUAUGCUUUGAGAGCGGCAUUCGGUGUGCUUCUAAUGCAAGAUAUAUAGUGUUUAUUAAAAAACUACGUUGUUUUGUACCGUUUAGUAGGAUUAUUUUCUAAACAAUCAUUUCAAAAUGACUUUUGGCAAAAACAAUAAAAUGGUUCAGCACCUGAACUACAGAGUGCGCAUCAUACUGCAGGAUUCACGAAUAUUUAUUGGGACAUUCAAAGCAUUCGACAAACAUAUGAACUUAAUACUUGGGGAUUGUGAAGAGUUCCGACGGAUUCGUUCUAAAAACCAAAAACUGCCAGAACGCGAAGAAAAGCGAGUGUUAGGCUUUGUGUUACUGAGAGGGGAAAAUAUUGUUUCAUUAACUGUUGAAGGUCCACCUCCACCAGAAGAAGGACUACCGCGUGUUCCAGUUCCAGGAAGUGGUCCAGGCCCAGGUAUGAGUCGCGCAGCCGGUCGUGGCGUUCCGGUUAACAUGGCGACAGUGCCAGCAGGUCUAACUGGGCCUGUACGUGGCGUAGGCGGCCCAGCUCAACAACAUAUGGCACCCGUAGGCAGGGGCAUACCCCGUGCACCUAUGAUGGGAGGACCACCACCAAUGCGUGGACCACCACCAAUUCGUGGGCCUCCGCCUAUGCGUGGCCCACCACCGCCAAACUAUUCGAUGCCACCAUACUAAGCACUAUUAAUCAACUAUAACUUAGUCUAUAAAACUAUGUAACUGAAAUACUUGAUUUGUGCAAGUAUAUUUAUACGAAAACCGUUCUGUACUACAGGCGUCACAUAAAUUGAUUUGGAAUAUAGAAAAUUGACAAAAUGACUGAUAGUGAAGUGCAGUAAAUAAAUUUUUUUAAAAAGUUGGAA